UACACACACACACAGGAAGUUCCCAGUGACUUGACUUGACUCAGCAGCUGUCGUGAAAAAGUGCCAGCGUGUCAAUCAACAAGUCACUUUGUGUUCUGACUCAACGGCAACUUGACAAGACGUGGAACUCAGCGUGUGUGUAGAAGUGAGUGUGUGUGUGUGUGUGCACGUCCAGGAUGAGGGUGUGUGUCCUGGUGUUGUGUGUGUGUUGUGUGUGUUGGUGGAGGACCUGCGCUCAGGACACAACGUACCUUAUCAGUGCCCCCCUGUGGUUGCGUGUGGACGCAUUGGAGACAGUGUUGCUGCAAUUGUUUGGCUUUACCGAGGAGGUGAGGGUCUACGUGUUCUUGAAGACCUCCAUGGCUCCAGACCAGGUGGUUCUGGCCCGUGAUGUGGUGACCCUCAACAGUCAGAACCAGCACCAGGCCACCGCCUCGCUCCGGAUCUUCUCAAGUCAGCUGGACAAGGGUGUGGAUCACGUGAUUCUCCACGUCCAAUCAGCACAGAUCAACAGGCACCUGUCACUUCCUGUCAGCCGCUCCAAUGGGUUCCUCUUGGUCCAGACGGACAAACCUCUGUACACUCCCCAGCAGAGCGUCAAGGUGCGAGCCUUUUCCCUCAACCAGGAGCUGCAUCCGGCCAAUCGGACCGUCUUCCUAACCUUCAAGGACCCAGAUCAUCAGACGGUGGAUGUGGUGGAGAUGUUGGACCUCAACAAUGGAAUCCCAUCUAUGCAGAACCCCUUCAAGAUCCCCAUCAAGCCAAAGUUAGGAACGUGGUCCAUCGAAGCCUCGUAUUCUGAUGACUUCAGCACCAAAGCCAGAGCAGACUUUGAGAUUCGAGAAUAUGUUCUUCCCAGUUUUACCAUCGUGGUCCAGCCGGAGGUCAGCUUCAUCAGCUUUGGAAACUUCCAGCGGUUCUGCUUCAAGGUGUCAGCCAGGUACCUUCAUGGCGCUCCCGUCGCUCAUGGCGAAGUGUUCCUGCGCUUCGGCUUUGUGAGCAAAAAAGAACUUCCUGUUAUCAUCCCCAACUCUGUGAUCCGAGAAAGGUUGUUGUCCUCAGGUGACGUGGACGUGUGUGUCAACAUAGAGAAGGUUCUGUCCAAACAUGAUGGACCCAAAGACCUGCACAGUUUCAUUGGGAAGUUCUUGUAUAUUGCUGUCCUGCUGCAGGAGGACUCAGGUGGCAUUAGCCAGGAAGCGGAGUUUUCAGCUGUGAAGUUUGUUAAAUCUCCUUACAGUCUCAGUCUGGUGUCCACACCCCCUUUCAUCAAACCUGGACUCCCUUACAACAUCCAGGUGCUGGUGAAGGACCACCUGGACAAGCCGGUGAGCCAGGUACUCAUUCGUCUGGUAGAGCAAAGAAUGUUCGGCCAAGCGCGAGACCUCCACAUCCCACCCUGUCCUGAAGAGGCCAACAGCCAAUCAGAUGGCCUUGCCAUUUUUGUCUGCAACACGCCCAUAGAGGGUGUCAGGGCUUCUUUGAGGUUUGAGACGGCAGACUCCGCCCUCCCGGCCGCCAGUCAGGCCAGCCUGAGUUUGGAGGCGGUGGCCUACCACUCGCCAAACCGCCGUUACCUUUACAUUGACCCCCCGCUGCCAGGCAACAGCCUGCAGGUGGGACAUUACACCAACAUCAAGGUGUAUUCAGCCACGCCCUCCUACGUUCCGGUCAAAGUGCUCAGCUUCCUGGUGCUUUCGAAAGGGAAGGUCGUACAUUUUGGAAGCCAAAAGUUUGUCACUAGCAGCGACCACAAACAAACGCUGAGCUUCGUGGUGACGAGCGCCAUGGUCCCGUCAAUCCGCCUGCUGGUCUACUACAUCCUGUAUGGCGAAGCUAGGUCUGAACUGGUGGCCGACUCUGUAUGGCUGGAAGUCCGAGACAAGUGUGUCAGUGGACUCACAACUGAGCUGUCAUAUGAAGCGCGGAACUACAGGCCAAAGGACAACCUUCAGCUGGAUAUCAGGACCAAUCAGGAGGGCCUGGUGGCCCUCUCUGCUGUAGACUCCGCCCUCUUAAACUUGUAUCCAAACUACAGGGACACUGUAACCAUGGUGCUGCGUCACAUCGAGCAAAGUGACCUCGGAUGCGGAGGGGGCGGCGGCAAAGACGCAGCCGAUGUCUUCCGAUUGGCCGGCCUCACCUUCAUCACUAAUGCCAACACCCAGCCGUCAACCAGCAGUGCAAAGUGCACGGCGGCUGUGCGGCCCACACGAGCGUUGACGGAAGAGAUGAAGGAAGCGAAAGCCGCCUCGUUUGGACCUUUGAAGAGAUGCUGUGAGUACGGCAUGAAGUACAUCCCCAGGAGCGUCACCUGCCACGAUUUUGCAGGGCAGACGUUCAGACAUAGACGGCAUCAUCCGCAAUGUCAACACAUCUUCACCACCUGCUGUGAAUUCAUCCAGCAGCACCUGGACCAGGACCAGAAACUCAGCCGCCACGACAUGGGGGCUAACUUUGACGCAGUACCAUCUCUGGUCAGGAGUUUCUUUCCUGAGAGCUGGCUGUGGGAGGUCCAUCCCACCAGAGGAGGUCAGCAGUCCCUCAUCAAGACUCUUCCUGACUCUCUGACCACAUGGCAGUUCAAGGCCAUCGGAAUGUUCAGGAACGGCAUUUGCGUAUCCGAGCCGGUCCAGGUGUCUGUCAGACUGCCGCUCAGUGUGGACGUGCCGCUGCCUUACCAGGUGGUGCGAGGUGAGCAGCUGGAGCUGAGUGGUUCCGUGUACAACCAGCGGGAGGACGACGUCACGUACUGCGUCACGCUGACGGCGGGGCCGGAGAUGUGCAUUCUCCAGUCACAGCCAGCCGCCACAGGGACAGGUUUUCAUUCCACCGCCUGCAUCUGGAGCCCACUGCCGGCAAAUGGUGUGGGCAAGGUGGCCUUCACACUCAUGGGCCUGACGGCAGGAGAAUACACUCUGACCUUCACCCUGAAAACCCGCCAAGGAGUAAGCGACAUCGUGGAGAAGACGCUCACAGUGGUGCCCGAAGGCGUUAAGAUGGAGGAAUAUUCUGGAGGGACAUUGGACCCACAGGGACUUUACGGUUCUGAGAAGACAACCGUAGUGCUGAAGAACCAACCACCCGCCAACAUGGUUCCCAACACGGCAGUGGAAAGAAUGGUGACCAUCAGCGGUGAGAUUUUGGGAGACGUUCUCUCGGUGGUCUUCGACCCUGAAGGCCUGCGACAGCUCGUAAACUUGCCUGGCGGAUCGGUAGAGGCGGAGCUUGGCAGAAUCCUCCCUCUGGCGCACGUGUACCAGUACCUGGAGACCACCAGGAAGUGGGAUGUCCUUGGAGGAAGCAUCCAAAAGAACUCAGACUACCUCAAACAGCAGAUCAGAGAAGGACUGGUCAGCAUCACUUCUUUCAGACGUGGAGACUCCAGUUACAGCAUGUGGACCAAGAGAGAAGCUAGCACCUGGCUGACGGCGGCAGUGGUUCGCACACUGGCCACCGUGGAUCCUGUAGUCAAAGUAGACCGUCAAGCUCUGUCAGAGUCUCUCUCGUGGCUGAUCCACAACGCUCAGAACCAGGACGGAUCUUUCUCCGACAAGUCGUCCUUCAGACCCAACAGAUUCAUGGCUGAGGGGGUGGAGCCUCGUGAGCGCUCCGUAUACCUCACGUCCUUUGUCCUCAUUGCGUUACAUCGAGCGACCAGCAUCCAAGAACGCAUCCUGCAGCUUAGAUUCCACGAUGACAGCAAGAGGUCAGCCGCCAACUACAUUUCCCAGGAUGCCCUCAACCUGAAGAGCGUGUACGUGCGCGCCCUCGCCACCUAUGCCCUCACCCUUCAUGACCCCAACGCAGCCAUCAGCAUCACCCUUAUCAAGAGCCUGGAGACGCUCGCUCGACAGAAAGGGCACCCGGCGGUGCUCAGGUACUGGCAGGAGCCCAACAUGGCGUCUGAUUGGCUCAGACCUGACCAAUCCAGCGGACUAACAGUGGAGACAACAGCGUACGUCUUGCUGACCAUGCUGCUGAAGGGCAGGAUCCAGUACGCCAACCCCAUUAUGUCCUGGCUGACCCAGGAUCAGCACUAUGGACAAGGUUUCUUCUCAGUGCAGGACACCAUCCUCACUCUGGAGGCGAUAACAGAGUACAGUAGGGUCAUCCCUCGAGCUGUCCUCAAUCAGGACAUCACAGUCCGCUCAAGCCUCAAAGGAGAUCUUGCUCGUGUCCAGCUCAGCCAGAGCCGACCUGUGGCCACACCCAUACAGGUGUUGCAGGACGAUGUCAUCACCGUGUCCACGGGAUACGGGAGGGGCGUGUCAAACAUCAAGAUGAAGGCGGUCUACUACCAGAUGACUCAGCCCUCUCAUAACUGUAACUUUGACAUCAGCAUCGAGACGGUUGGCGCCGGCGCCUCAGAUAUCUCCUCCUCCUCAGGUGCCAGCAUGCGUGCUCCGCACCUGUCUGCUUGUGCCAAGUACAAGCCUCCUCCUAACGAGGUGGUCACAGAGUCCACAAUGACCGUGAUGAAGAUCCAGCUGCCAUCAGGUGUGGAGGCGCAUCUGGAGGACCUGCGACAGUUCAGAGAUGCCAUGGAGCCAAUCAUCUCACACUACGAGCUUCAGGGCAACACGGUGGUCAUUCAGAUGGACUCUGUUCCCUCUGACAUCUUCUUGUGCGUUGGCUUUCGGAUCCGGGAGGGGUUCAAGGUGGAUGGAGCCAGCAAGUCCCUGCUGACUGUGUUUGAGCCUCAGGACAAAGGAAGUUUGUGCAGCAAACACUUUUCCUAUCAAGAGCAGAAGCUCCAGCGCCUCUGUGUGGCUGAACAGUGCCAAUGCAUGACAGCUGCAUGUGCGGCCUAUAGAGGGACCUUUGACCUGACCUUGACAGCCGCCAAACGCCAGCAGGAAACGUGUCGGGGUCACAUCAAAUACGCUUACAAGGUGGCCGUCACGUCUCAGGAAGCAGAAGGAGACUUUGUGACCUUCAAAGCCACCGUAGUUGAAGUCCUGAAGAACACAGACAAAGCCUUUGAGGCGGUGAGUUCGGGCACGGAGGUGGAGCUGAUUAAGAAGGUCACGUGCAGCUCAAUGGACAUCCAGAACCUCAAGCAGUACCUGGUGAUGGGAUCCAGAGGGUCAGAGGUCAAGCUGAGCCACGCUACCAAGUACCGUCUGCCACUGGACUCUGACGCCACGGUGGACCCAUGGCCCGCCCAAUGUACUUCUUCUGCCUGCUCAGACUACAUGUCCCACCUGGACGAGUACGCGCUGGACCUCCAGUUGUUCAGCUGCCCUGCACAGUGAUUGAUGUUUACAUGACGCACUACAAUCAUGAUAUAAUUAAGCAAGUCUGAUACUAAUAAACUGUGAUCACAACAUCAUGCACAUGCUCUCAUUCACAAACACUGUGAUGUAGUGUGUUACGGAGUGUGUAAUGUAGUGUGCAUGUAGCGCGUCAUGUAAUUUAUAAUGUAGUGUUUCAUAUAGUGUGUCGUGUGGUCUGUAAUGUAGCGUGCAUGUAGUGUGUGAUGUAGUGUGCAUGUAGCCUGUCAUGUUUUUGUAAUGUAGUAUUUCAUGUAGCGUGUAAUGGUGUGUCAUGUAGUGAGUACGGCUAGUUAAGUGGUUACCAUGGAGACAGAGGGUUCAUCUUGGGGGUUCCUGUGGGGGUCCCAAUGAGGGGUGGGAGCUUUCCUUCACCUCCUUGACCGUGUAGUGUGUACUGUAGUGUAGUGGUUCACUAGAAAGCUGCAAUGCAUUGCAAUGCUCCAUGAACUGACAAUGGUUACUGUAAAAAAAAAAUUGCAAAUACGCAAAGUUUCAGCUGGACCACGAGGCCAACAGUCCAGACAUCGGACACAAUCCACUGGUCCAUGACGCCGUGACCACGCCUCCUCACGUGUGCCCCGCCUCCAGCUCCUCCUCCUUGCCGCUCCAGGAAGUUCAUGUGAUCACACAGUCUUUCACACAGGAGACCAUGACGUACAACAUGUAAACAUGUAGAGUUUGCUUUCAUUACAAGUGUUUUUCAUGACUUAUAAGAGAGAUAUAAUAAAAAAUAAUAUAAUAAUC
Molecule: messenger RNA, 6023 nt
Organism: Dunckerocampus dactyliophorus (ringed pipefish)
Lineage: Eukaryota; Metazoa; Chordata; Actinopteri; Syngnathiformes; Syngnathidae
Gene: c5
Product: complement component 5
Exons: 42
Coding region: 177-5258 (1693 amino acids)
Cellular component (GO): extracellular region
Molecular function (GO): endopeptidase inhibitor activity; protein binding
Source: RefSeq, a predicted model, not a curated record